AUGUCGACCCAGGCCCAUGCAAAGACGGACCGGGAGCUCGCCGUCAACAUCCAGAAAGCGACCAACCCCGAGGAGACGGCGCCGAAACGCAAGCAUGUGCGCAGCUGCAUUGUCUACACAUGGGACAACAAGUCGUCGCUGGCCUUCUGGGCCGGCAUGAAGGUCCAGCCGGUCCUCGCCGACGAAGUCCAGACGUUCAAGGCCCUCAUCACCGUGCACAAGGUCCUGCAGGAGGGCCACCCGAUCGCGCUCAAGGAAGCCAUGGCCAACCGUGGAUGGGUUGAGUCGCUUGGCCGCGGCUCCGAGGGCAUGCGCGGCUACGGCCCCCUGAUCCACGAAUACGUGCGCUACCUGCUGGCCAAGCUCGCCUUCCACCACCAGCACCCCAACUUCAACGGCACGUUCGAGUACGAGGAGUACCUGUCGCUCAAGCUGAUCAACGACCCGAACGAGGGCUACGAGGUCAUCUCCGACCUCAUGUCCCUGCAAGACAAGAUCGACACGUUCCAGAAGCUCAUCUUUGCGCACUUCCGCCACUCUGCCAACGAGUGCCGCAUCUCGGCCCUUGUGCCGCUCGUGCAGGAGAGCUACGGCCUGUACAAAUUUGUCACGAGCAUGCUGCGCGCCAUGCACCAGUCGACUGGCGACGACGAAGCUCUUCAGCCCCUCCGCGAGCGCUACGAUGCCGAACACUACCGCCUCGUCAAGUUCUACUACGAGUGCGCCAACCUCCGCUACCUCACAUCGCUCAUCAACGUCCCGAAGCUGUCGGCCGACCCUCCCAACCUCUUGGCAGACGAGGCCACCGCGCCCGCCCUCCCUGCGCGCCCCAAGCAAGAAAUCGAGCGCGCCCCCUCCCCACCACCGGCCGAGCCCAAGUCCGACGAGCCCGACGAGAUGUCGGAAUUCUGGAAGAGCGAGCUGGAGCGCCAGAACCAGGAGUUUGCCGACCAGCAGCGCGUGCUCGAGGAGCGGGCGCAGCAGCAGGCCCUGGCGCAGCAGCAGGCCGCCCUCCGCGCCCAGCAGGAAUUUGAGGAGCAGCAGCGCCUCCUGGCCGAGCAGCAGCGGCGCGAGCAAGAGGCGCUGGCGGCACAGCAGUCGCAGUGGCAGACGCAGGGCCGCCUGGCCGAGCUGGAGCGCGAGAAUCUGAACGCGCGCGCCCAGUACGAGCAGGACCAGCUGCUGCUGCAGCAGUACGAUGCCCGUGUCAAGGCGCUGGAGGGCGAGCUGGCGAACCAGCAGGAGAACGCGAACCGCCAGCAGGGCGCCAAGGACGACCAGAUCCGCGCGCUGCAGGAGCAGGUCAACACGUGGCGGUCCAAGUACGACGCGCUCGCCAAGCUGUACGCGCAGCUGCGCCACGAGCACCUGGACCUGCUGCAGAAGUUCAAGACGGUGCAGCUCAAGGCGGCGUCGGCACAGGAGGCCGUGGACCGGCGCGAGAAGCUGGAGCGCGAGCUCAAGACGAAGAACCUGGAGCUGGCCGACAUGAUCCGCGAGCGCGACCGCGCCUUCCACGACCGCGACCGCCUCAAGGGCUCCAACAAGGACGACGUCGAGCGCCUGCAGCGCGAGCUGCGCAUGGCGCAGGACAAGGCCGACAACCUGGAGCGGUCCAAGGGCAACGAGCUCUCGACCAUGGUGUCCAAGUACCACCGGGAGCUGGCGGACCUCGAAGAGGCGCUGCGCCUGAAGACCGUGGCCCUCGACGAGGCCCGCGGCCAGCUCAGCAACGGCUCGACGGAUCUCGAGCGCGCCCUGCGCGACAAAGAGGACGAACUGGCCGUCUACAAGGCCGGCAUGGACCAGGCCCUCGAGGAGCUGGAGGUCCUCAAGGAGGGACAGUCCGCCGACCACGAAAUCGACACGCUCCUCGUGGGCAAGCUGGACGACCUGAUCGAUGCCGUCCUCGAUGCCGCCGCCGCCCGCGUCGACGACUCCCUCUACGAGCUCGACUCGACCCUCCACGCCGGCAACCCGUCUGCGCUCCCUCCCUACCUCAUGUCCCAGGUCGAAAAGGCGUCGUCGGCCGCCAUGGAGUGUGCCACGGCCUUCAACAACUACAUUGCCGACGGCCCCAACACGCCGCCGGCGGCGCUCGCCGAUCUGCCCAAGAACAUCUCGACGCUCGCCAGCUCGGUGGCCGACCUCGUGCCCAGCGUCAAGGGCAUUGCGCGGCGCACGACCGACGACGACAAGCUCAUCAACGCCGCGCGCGUCGCCGCCCAGGCCACGGCGCGCUUCUUCCGCAAUCUGCAGAGCUGGCGCCUGGACGGCCUCGACGCGAUCCAGAAGACGGACGUGGUGAUCAACGGCAACAACGAUGUGCAGCUGACGCUGCAGGCGCUCAACAAGCUGGUGGAUGUUCUCCCGCGCGGCUUCACGCUGGGCAAGGGCGGCGACCCGGGCGAGAUUGUGGAGAAGGAGCUGGCCAAGGCGGCGGACGCGGUCAAGGCGGCGGCGGCGCGCCUGGCGGCGCUGCGCAACAAGCCGCGGGAUCCGUUUGCGGCGUACAAGGUCGAGGUGCACGAGGCCAUUCUGGACGCGGCGGGCGCGGUGACGUCGGCGGUGGCCGAGCUCGUGCGCGCGGCGGCGGCGGCGCAGGCGGACAUUGUGCAGGCGGGCCGGGGCGCGCAGUCGCGGACGGCGUUUUACAAGAAGAACAACCGCUGGACCGAGGGCCUGAUCUCGGCGGCCAAGGCCGUGGCGGCGUCGACCAACACGCUCAUCGAGACGGCCGACGGCGUGCUGUCGAACCGCAACAGCCCCGAGCAGCUGAUUGUGGCGUCCAACGACGUGGCGGCCAGCACGGCGCAGCUGGUGGCGGCGAGCCGCGUGCGCGCCGUGGGCGGCCUGGCGAGCCGCACGCAGGAGGCGCUCGAGGUGGCGAGCAAGUCGGUGGGCGCGGCGUGCCGGUCGCUGGUGCGGCAGGUGCAGUCGCUGCUGAAGCCCGAGUCGGACGAGGCGGUGGACUACUCGAAGCUGGGCUCGCACGAGUUCAAGGUGCGGGAGAUGGAGCAGCAGGUCGAGAUCCUGCAGCUGGAGAACGCGCUGUCGUCGGCGCGGCGGCGGCUGGGCGAGAUGCGCAAGAUUUCGUACCAGGAAGAGUGA
Molecule: messenger RNA, 3111 nt
Organism: Sporothrix brasiliensis 5110
Lineage: Eukaryota; Fungi; Ascomycota; Sordariomycetes; Ophiostomatales; Ophiostomataceae
Exons: 5
Coding region: 1-3111 (1036 amino acids)
Biological process (GO): clathrin coat assembly; actin filament organization; endocytosis
Cellular component (GO): actin cortical patch; clathrin-coated vesicle
Molecular function (GO): actin filament binding; phosphatidylinositol-3,4-bisphosphate binding; phosphatidylinositol-3,5-bisphosphate binding
Source: RefSeq, a predicted model, not a curated record